AUGGCGACCCCCAGUAAUCUGUCGUUAGAUGAGAUACGUAAAUAUUUAAUUGAAAGUGGAGGUUCUGCUCGCAAUCGUGAUCUAGUUAAACAUUUCAAGUAUUUUUUAACAGAUCCCGAAACGCGAGUCGAGGCGAGAAAUAAAUUCAAGGAAUACGUCAAUGUCUUGGCGACAAUUAAAAAUGAAGAGGGGGAAAAGUAUUUAGUACUUAAAAAAAAGUACAUUGACAGUGUUGAUGAUUUAGUAACGUCGUAUCCCUAUGUGUCAUCAAGCACAUCAUUAGAGAUAGAGAGCCCUGAUUUUUUAACACCUACGUCGCCGCUUCGAGAUCCUCCGCCUUACCGUCCACCUCCUCCAGCUCCUCUAAGUCCGUCCAAUUCCGAAAUUAUCCCAUCUCCGUCUCACGUGUCGAGCACUCGAGCUACUCAAGAUCAAUUAUACUCAAAGUCCCCAACUCAUUCAGUUUUUAAUUCAAGUACCUCUAAUUUAAAUAUCACCAUCGAUGGUAGUCCUAAUUAUCCUUCCAAUCAAAUUUUUGGCUCUAUUACAAAUAAUUCGAAUUUUGUGGCAUCUAAUCAACAAAGUCAACAAAAUAUAUCAGAAAUUAAUACGGACUAUACCUCUCCAAUAAUAAAUUCACCUCCAGUUCCUCCGCGAAGAAAGAGCCAGGACAAAUUUAAGCUAGAAAAUAAAGAAAAUAAAGAAAAUAUCAGCAAUAAAGGAAAAAAUGAACAGGAAAUUAUCAAGGAAGAUCAAGGACCACCAGAAAGUCUUGGAACAUCUGAGUUACCGAGUGUUAGAGAACGAAUGCAGCGUUUCAAUCGCAUGGCCAGUGAAACUGAUCUCCACGGUCGUCCGAACAGUGCAACAACUCCAACUAAGAAACGUUCUGACAAGGGUACCGAUGAGGAUGACAGUGCUUCCGUUGCAUCUCAACAAUUGGAUGGAAAAGCACGAGAAUGGUUAGUCCGAGCAGCUCAGGGUGACUAUCAAGCACUAGCCAAACUAGCAGCAGAGGAGCCACGUCUGACAAGGCAGAGG
Molecule: messenger RNA, 1041 nt
Organism: Cotesia congregata
Lineage: Eukaryota; Metazoa; Arthropoda; Insecta; Hymenoptera; Braconidae
Source: the annotation of a GenBank genome assembly